Molecule: messenger RNA, 285 nt
Organism: Knipowitschia caucasica
Lineage: Eukaryota; Metazoa; Chordata; Actinopteri; Gobiiformes; Gobiidae
Source: the annotation of a GenBank genome assembly
AUGAUUUUCCCAGACGGCUGGGACGCAGAGGUGAUUCGAGACAUGUGUGGGGAGCAGACAGGGAAGUACUCGCUGGGCGACUGCUCCGUGCGCUGGGCCUACAUGCUGGCCAUCAUGGGCAUCCUGGACGCCCUCAUUCUGUCCUUCUUGGCCUUUGUCUUGGGAAACCGCCAGACGGACUUCUACCUGGAUGACCUGCAGACAGACAACAAAGACUUUGCCGUGUCGAGGAUCGAGGUCCGGGACAGAAGAGAGCCGCGAUACGGGGUGCAGCGCCUUCACUGA